Cynara cardunculus var. scolymus (artichoke) is the source of this 1030-nucleotide messenger RNA. Its product is annotated as thiosulfate sulfurtransferase 16, chloroplastic-like. The transcript is spliced from 7 exons. Bases 136 to 720 code for a protein of 194 amino acids. The record is from RefSeq and is a predicted model, not a curated record. Lineage: Eukaryota; Viridiplantae; Streptophyta; Magnoliopsida; Asterales; Asteraceae.
UUACAAAUCUUACAUCACCAUACAACUGCCCAUACUCCACCAUUACAAACCAUACAAAAACCCAUACAUCUUCUUCAUCAAACACCAACAUCAUCGAUCUACACAAAAACCCUAGAUUUUGAUUUUAAGGGUAUUAUGACGAUGGCUACACAGAUUGCUGUUUCUUCUCUGAUCUCUUCAGUUCCUCGUUUGUCUCCCUCGAAAUGCGUCGCCGAUCGAAGACUCGAACUGCGUUCGUCGAUUUCGACGACGAAGGCUCAGUUAUCGAAUCAACGCAGCCGUAGAAAUGGCAAUGGCAAUGGCAUUGGCAAGAGAAAGUUGAAUUUCAGUUGGAUGGCUACGGUGGGAGAGAAUGUGAAGCCCGCCACGCCGGUGACACCUACGUCGGUGCCGGUUCGAGUGGCACAUGAGCUUCAUCAAGCCGGUCACCGUUAUUUGGAUGUGAGAACACCUGAAGAGUUCUCUGCUGGACAUGCUGUUGGGGCCAUUAAUAUUCCUUACAUGUUCAGACUUGGAUCAGGGAUGACGAAAAACCCCGAUUUUGUGGAGGAAGUCUUGUCCCACUUUGGAAAAGAUGAUGAAAUUAUCGUUGGAUGCCAAUUGGGUAAAAGGUCGCUUAUGGCUGCCAUGGAUCUUCUUUCUGCUGGUUUCACGGGAGUGAUGGACAUAGCGGGCGGAUAUGCUGCGUGGAAUAAAAAUGGGCUUCCUAUCGAGUCUUGAUUAUUGUGAGCACAAAUAAAAUGAAGGGUUCUUUAUGCAAGUAAUUAAGCAUGAAUAAUGUUAGAUUGUAAAUAGAAAGAAGGUUAGAUAUAAUGCACAUAUAAUAGCUAGCAGAUGAUACUGGUAUGGUUCUUGAUCCAUUUAUGGACAAGAUUGCCGUGAUGUUUCGUUUGGUUGCACGUUCGUUACUUGUCAAAAUUGAAAAACAUAGCAUUUUGAAGUGUUUUUUAUUCGGAUUUGGGGUAUGGGAUUGUUGAGAAUGCUUCUAAAUCUUUGAAUGAGUUGAUUUUUUUAAUCUACUUUUGUCUUU